Molecule: messenger RNA, 4986 nt
Organism: Penaeus indicus
Lineage: Eukaryota; Metazoa; Arthropoda; Malacostraca; Decapoda; Penaeidae
Product: proprotein convertase subtilisin/kexin type 7-like
Exons: 12
Coding region: 157-2928 (923 amino acids)
Biological process (GO): protein processing
Cellular component (GO): Golgi membrane; trans-Golgi network
Molecular function (GO): serine-type endopeptidase activity
Source: RefSeq, a predicted model, not a curated record
CAAACCGAGUGACAGAAGACACGACCUCCUCGCCUCCUCACCUCCUCGCCUCAUUUCUCACUAAUUGAGGCGAAAUGAGGUUACAGACGUGAUGGAAACUUGGGUAUCACCCAAAGCAGCUGUGGUAUGACUUGGUGAGAGAGAGGAGCAGCAGCUAUGAAGCCAGUCAGCUUUCUGUUUAGUCUUCCAGACCCUCCCUGGGAUGCUCUGCUUGGCAUCCUCCUCUUUGCAUUGGUGUCCCUGACCUCUGUGGAAGGGAGUCUGGAGGUGGAUCCUUCUGAGUUUCCCCACCGUGGCGACCUGCAUCUGGUCCGUGGGCCAAGCGUGCUCUCCCUGGCUUGGGUGGUAGAGAUCCGAGAAGGCUGCUCCCUCAGUCAGAUCCUGGGGAAUUUGAGGAGAAAGCCCAUCCUAGAUAGAGGCCGGGGAUGGCAGCUGCAGGUGGAGAGUGCACCAUUACGGACAAACCAUACCAAAGGCCAUUCAGGCACGGCAAGCGAUUAUGCCACUAGUACUUAUGCAAACAUGUCAGGCUUACACUCCUAUAAUGGGGCAUUCUGUCCUAAGGAUAUACCAGCACAUCUAAUAUUACUGAAACAGAUUGAACCCUUGGGAAAUGUGUAUGUGGUGGCACACCCUUAUUUCAGAACAUUUUCCCAGCAAAAGAGGAGAUGGAUUCAGAGGAGAAAGAGAAAUGCCUGUGGCAGUUUCCGAGCCAGAAAUGCAACAGACAGACAGCCAGAUAGUUGCCAGAAUACGAUUGACAGUGAGAGUGUUUUCCUUAAAGUUCAAGCGUGCUUAGAAAAGGUUUUUCGUGCUCACCCUUGUAUUGUGUAUGCUAGGCAAGAAGUACUUAGAGUGCGGCAGAAGCGACGUAGAAUAGUCUUCCACGAUCCACUCUUUGAGGAGCAGUGGCACCUGAGAAACCCAGUUCGAGGCCAGUAUGACAUCAACGUCGUAGGGGUGUGGGAGAGUGGCAUCACGGGACGCGGUGUGACAGUGUGCGUGAUCGACGACGGGCUGGAGUGGCGGCACCCGGACCUGAGGGAUAACUACAACCCAGCAGGUUCCUACGACCUGAAUGCCGACGACCCUGAUCCUUCGCCUGUUAAGAAUGGAGAGCGGAAUGAGCAUGGAACUAGGUGUGCAGGGGAGAUUGCAGCUGCAACCAACAGUGUGUGUGGCGUUGGGGUUGCCUACCGUGCUAACAUCUCAGGCAUCCGUGUACUUGGUGGUCGCAUGACAGACUCCAUGGAGGCAGCUGCGUUCAUUCAGGGACUAGAUGUCAAUGAUAUUUACUCUUGCAGCUGGGGACCUGAUGAUGAUGGGCGGACAGUGGAUGGGCCACACCACCUUGCCAGCCGCGCCCUGGCACAUGGCAUUACCUAUGGCAGGAAGGGCUAUGGUGCAAUCUAUGUCGUGGCUUCAGGCAAUGGUGGCAGAAAGAAAGAUAAUUGUAACUUUGAUGGCUAUGCAAAUUCAAUCUACACGAUAACAAUUGGCGCAGUGGACAUUCGGGGGCAGAUGCCUUAUUAUGCCGAGGAAUGUGCUGCCAUGCUAGCCGUCAUGCCCAGCUCUGGCAGUAAUGGGCAUGAUAUUGUAACAACGGACUGGCGUGAGAUCAGUGCCACAGGAUGCACCAAGCAUCACUCAGGCACAUCUGCAGCAGCUCCCUUGGCGGCAGCGGUGGUGGCACUGGCCUUAGAGGUGCAGCCGUGCCUUUCAUGGAGGGAUGUGCAGUACCUCAUCGCACUGACAUCCAGGAAGAUCGACACAGCUAAUUCGGACUGGUCGACAAACGGGGCCGGCCUGCACCACUCGCACCAGCACGGCUUUGGGCUCAUAGACGCGGCUGCUGUGGUUUCAGCUGCAACGGUGUGGGAGUCGGUGCCCUUUGCAACUUCCUUCACCUCCAGGCGCAUGGUCGUCAGGCGCGAACUUCCCUCGCAGCGGCUCGGGGAAGUCACGGUUUCGUACGAGGUCACGGGGGAGGCGCUGCAGGGCUAUGCCUUGCGGAUUCUGGAGUUCGUGCAGGUGCGUGUGACAGUGGAGCAUCAGUACCGGGGCAGCCUCCAGAUCAGCCUGGUGUGUCCUAGUGGCACCCGGUCCGUGCUUGCCACGCCAAGGGAUGCUGACAACUCUUCCAAGGGUCUCAGUGACUGGCCCCUGGGGACUGUGCGUUGCUGGGGAGAGGACCCCUUGGGAACAUACCAGGUGACCGUUAUGCACACACGUCACCAGCAACUCAAGGGUCGGCUGGUAUCCUGGCAACUAGUGCUUCAUGGGUGCUCUAUGUUGCCCCAGGAGUUGCACGAGAGGAGGAGGACAGUGGAGCGUGCUGUAAGAGGAGAAGUGGUGCAUGUGAACAGGAGCCAUCUGUGUCAUCCGCCGGAACUGAGGUUUGAGCCCUUCCAACCCCUGCCGGAAAGGUGGCUGAAGGUGUUAAUCAUCACAGGGUUCUUCCUGCUGUUCAUGGCAGUCUUCAACUCCAUUGAGUACAUCUUUUGCUACAAUGAUGAGAAGGAAAAGUUCUACAAGAAGUUGAAGGACCUCUCCGCAGGACGGGCUAUGCACCAGCGGGGGGCGAGUGGGGGCCGCAGGGUGGGCACCUCAGAUCACCGCUAUGGCAGCAUGGAGUCGGGCAAUGGUGUACCGGGUGGGGGGGGUGAGACAGCCCUCCCCGCAACUGCCUGUGCCAAUGAAGUGCUUCCCCUGAUGACUCUCGACCGGGGGAGCUCCCCAACGCUUUCCUGUGAUGCUGACGUAUCUAGUCUGAACUGUGAUAGUGAUGAGGAUAAUCUCUCGUCCCACUGCACAAGUGAUACUGUAGUACCAAAGGACACAGAUGUCACAGACUUCACUAAUGAUGAGUUCCUUUCAGAGGCAGAUGAUGAACGGAGAGGGCCAACCAGUGUGGAGAUUGUACAUUGAUCUUUCAUUGUGGAGGAGAUUUUAUGUUGCCAAUAUACCACUUGAAAGUCUGUCCAUAAUGAGAAAAUAAGGCUCGAGAUUAAUUUAAAAAAAGGCCUGACUGUGAUGAUUAGUAAUUAAAAUGCAUUACAGCAUUGUUACUUAGCUGAGGAAUUUCAUUCUGAUUAUAUACAAAUUUAUUUGUUCUGUGAAAGAAUUGUCAUGGUUAUGUGCCAUGAUCAUUAAAUGUACCUAAAUAAGCUUCUAAGUAAGAAUGAUGAAAACAAAAAUUAGCUCAAAGCUAACUUAAUUCUGGUAAAGUAUGAGAGGUAUACCUAUGCUGAAUGUUUAUAAGACUGAAAAAUGGAACUUGCAUAAAUUGAUACUUUCCAUAACAUUGAGAACAUGUUGCAGCUUAUCACAACAGAAUUAACAUUUAUAAAAACAUAUAUAAUAAUCAUCAUCUGUCAUCACUUUGUAUCAGACACAUCAUCAUUUUUGUAAGGUCUUUUAUAAGAAUACAAUACAAUGCAUCUUUUAAGAAUUUAGUAUAGGAUAAUCACAGAAAGUUCACAUGCAUCACAUGCACUUACAUGAAAAGGGGAAAAAAGUUGAAGAUAAUCCUUUUACCUUGUGAAGCACUCAAGUCUUUAGCGAAAUUGUCCAUGGUAUUUGGUUGUGCAUUUUUAUGAUACUAAUUGGGAUAUGGACUUCAGGGGAAGCACAAAGGACUUUUUAAAAUGGCAAGCACAAACAACUAUCUGACAGAAAAAGUAUUUGGAAAUGCAGCUUUUUUUCUGUUUUGUUCUGUUAUGUACUCUCAGUUGAAGUGUAGUGAAAGCACAAGCUGCUAUGGUUUUGGGGCAGGUGUAUGAAUAUGUGAAUAUUUUGUUUUUUCUUAGUUUAGUGAUUUUUUAUAUUUUUUAUGCAAGUCUUAAUGAUUUUUAUUUAAAUAUUGUAUCUACUCAUUUGUUCUAAUUGAUAUCUGCGGAAAUUUCAAGGGACUACGAUUGUGCAUUUUAUCAUGAAACACUGCAUUUGUCCUUGGUUGGCCAAUUCAAACUUUUCCACAAAAUCACCCCAAAGUUGCCUCAAAAUUAGGCUGUCUUGCCUUGUCUUGUGUCAUUGGUUGGUCGAAGGUCAACCAAACACAUGUGAUUUCAUUAUGCAAGGAGAACUGGUGUUGUUGUUGUUGUGGCCUUAUGGGUUUAGAGGCGUAGUUGUUUGUUUAGUGUGAAGUUUUGCCUUUGCUAUGUGGCACGUGACAUAUGACGCAUGUUGUUACACUGGAGGGGUAAUUUUUAAAAAAAAGAGAGAGUAUAGUAGCAGGACACAUGUAAGGAAGAUUAAAGAGAGGAAGUUCCUGCAGCAUGUGAUAGUAUUGUGUUUUACUGUAUUUCAGUUUCUUCAUUCUUGUGGUUAGAUUUAGAUAGAAUCAUGUCAUCGCUAGAAUUCACUCUUAAUUUCAUUAGUAUGGAGUACAUAGGAAUAUUCCAAGGCACUGUAGACUGGUCUUAGUUUUCCCUGUCACUAAAUGAGGUUGAACCAGAAGUUGUGAUUUUUGCUGAUAGGGAACAGUUACCUAACUUCACCUGUUUGCUGGUAGUUUGCACAAGGUAUUUGUUUUAUUUUUCAGAUUAGGAAAAAAGGGAAAGAAUAGAUGGGCAUUAUUAUUAGUAAUAAUUGAAUUGACGUUAUUAAUUUCUGAGGUAACUUAUUUUCAUCUACUAGUGUAUUUUUCCCCAUUAGACUUGUCCACAACUGUAUCUGGUACAAAAAAUAUCCCCAUUUCAAUACACUGUACAGCAGUUGGAGUCAGGGACUAGAAUAGGUUGUAGAAAAUAAGUUUUAUGUUGACUACUACAAGCAGUUUGUAUUUUCUAGGAAAGAUAUAAAUGUGUGUGUGUGUGUGUGUGUGUGUGUGUGUGUGUGUGUGUGUGUGUGUGUGUGUGUGUGUGUGUGUGUGUGUGUGUGUGUGUGUGUGUGUGUGUCUGUGUGUCUGUGUGUAUGUGUGUUCACACACACACUCACACUCACACAUACACUCACACUCACACUCACACUCACACACACUCACAC